AUGAAUAACGAUAAAAUUGGAAAACUUUCAUUCCAUGCUUUAUUGGGUGAAAUUGAGAUCAGAUCUUUAACUGAAGAUAAAUUAGAGGCAUCCUUAGAUGUCUUAAAUAAUUCAUUUUUUCUUAUGGAAUCGGUAUCGAUAGCUACUGAAAUUAAUUUACCCCAAAAUGUGAAUGCACGUAAGGAAUUAAGAGAAUUAUGUCGCUUAACUGCCCAGGACGGUGUUUCUUUGGUAGCUAUAGAAAAGUGUACCGAUACUCUCGUAGGCGUGAGCUUUAAUAAAAUUCAGUUUUCCUCUACUGAGAGUGAAGAGGAGCCAUUUUUUGUAAAGUUUCGAAAUAAGUCAACGCAUACAUCUCAGGCUCAAGCUUUAAUGGAUUUUAUGAUUACGGUUGACUCGGAGCAGGAUGUCUUUAAGAAAUUCGAUUUGACCAGUGUUUGCGAAUUGAUGUUUUUGGCUAUUUUACCCACUUGGCAGAAGCGUGGUAUUGGUCGCGCUUUAACAGCCGCAGCUAUCGAAUUAACUCGACAUCUUUCUAAAGGCAAUGAAGAUAUAAAAUCUAUAGAGAAUUUUCCUAAACCUCAGGCAGUCACCGCUCUAUUCACUUCGAGAUAUUCGCAAAGAAUUGGUCAAUCUCUCGGUUUUCGUUUGCUUAAUACCGUACCUUAUACAAAAUUUCAUUUUAACGGUAAAGCAUUUAAUGAACGAAUUGAUUCCAUGCAUGAUUGCUGUCAACAUGUGAUUUAUUUUGUAUAAGAAAACAAUUUGCUUUCAUCUAUAUAUGUUUGCGUAU
Messenger RNA from Glossina fuscipes, 793 nucleotides. RefSeq lists its product as uncharacterized. The record is from RefSeq and is a predicted model, not a curated record. The transcript is spliced from 4 exons. Gene Ontology annotation, molecular function: N-acetyltransferase activity. Bases 1 to 756 code for a protein of 251 amino acids. NCBI's taxonomy places the organism in Eukaryota, Metazoa, Arthropoda, Insecta, Diptera, Glossinidae.